Rotaria socialis is the source of this 414-nucleotide messenger RNA. NCBI's taxonomy places the organism in Eukaryota, Metazoa, Rotifera, Eurotatoria, Philodinida, Philodinidae. The record is from the annotation of a GenBank genome assembly.
AUGUCUGUCAGUUCACAACAAUCAUUUCAACAAGAACUUACCGAUGAUACCCCAACUGAACACAAGAUUGUAGAUCAGCUACAUCAAUCACCGAAAGACACCCAUCGAACAAUUUAUAAUACUCCAACAAAACCCUCAGUCCUAAAAGAGAAUCAAGCUAAAAUUAAUAGCCAAGAUAUUCAAACAAAUGAUGAAAUACCACCAUUAGUCAACUUUUUGAGCUGUUAUGUUAGUCUUACUCGGUAUCAGGAAGAUAAUGACAUCAAUAUUCUUAUUGUAAAUACUCCAGCAGAUCUUGACCUCGAGCUGCAACAGUCACAAAAAGACAACGAGUUACUAUCAUUAUAUGAUGUAGAUUCAUAUCUAGAACAUAAGAAUCAAAUGAAUACUAUGAUUAUUAUUGAUGUACCAUGA